AGUUCACGCAAGAAUUCAGUGAAAUAUGCAGGCUUUGCUUAAAGCAGGAGGAUGUUAUGGAAUCAAUUUUUCAAACGAUUGAUGGGGAAGAUACAGAAUUUUCACUCGCUCAAAGAAUAUCUACCAUUGCACGGGUGCAGGUGGGUGUGGCCACGUUCACUUCAUCGAGCAAACGCAUCUUAUCGCGACUAUCGUGAGCUGCACGCGUCCCGCGGGACGCGUUUGUACCGAAAACGAGAGACACUCGAAAUCAUUUUUAUUCGAUCGGAUUUACGUACAAGCAUAUGUUCACGAAGAUGAUGGAUUACCCAUGCUCAUUUGUUGCACGUGUCGUCAUCAGGUCGAGAAGUCGUACAACUUUCGCCUGCUCGUCGAAAUCUCUGAUCGCACACUACGCAACUGUUUGGAAAGUCCUCAGGUUGAGACAUCGGAACAGAUGAUAAAGCAAGAAUUGUCUGAUCCGAAUGUAGACUCUGCAGAUGAGGAAAAUGUCGGUCUGGAGCAUUUUUUCUUAGACACCAAUUUAACUGAAUCUGAUUUAGAUCCAACAGCAAUUAAUGUUAUUCUAGUACAGUCUGAAGAUGGCACUAGAGUGUUAAAUAUAUGCAGUAUCAAUGAUUCUGAAGAUACUGACAACUUGGAAGAGACGACAUCUGUUAAAAACGAGUAUUUAAUAAGCUCGGAACAAGUCCCAAGUCCCAAGUCCCAAGUCUUGGAACAGGAUGAAGGUAGAUUGGAGCCAAAUGAUUUAGAAGAUAAUCAACGUAUACUGAGCCCUAAAGAAAUUUAUCUUCAAGAUUUAGAACCUCAGCUGCAAUCAGUUCACCCUUGCAAUAAAUGUGACAAAUUUUUUUCAACUGAUAAAGAUUUGGAUACUCAUUUCACAAUUGAACAUGUUGAGGAUAGCGAAUAUCUCGACACAUCGAGUAUUGAAAUCAGAUGCGAAUUGUGUUUUGAGGCAUUUGAGUCAUUGGAGGAUUUGAAAAAUCACAUUACUGAACAUUUCGCCAACGGCAGAAGACUUAAUAGUGUUAAAUCAGAGACAUAUAUACCUAGUGCAGGGGAAGAAGUGAGUGACGAAAUUGAAACAAUUAUUGACAAUGAUCCUGACUAUGUAUUGGGAGUACCAAAGAGCGAGGAAGCAGAAGUAAGAACACAGAAUCAUUAUGAAAACGAGAUUACAGGAUCCACUGCCGAAGAUGGAUUGAUUCAAAUCAGUAUUGAUAACAUUAGUGAACAUGGUUCUCAAACAAAUAGUCGCAAGGAUGGUGAUUCAUUAGAUGUAGAAUUAGAGUUAGACUUAGAUAAUAAUACUGAAUAUCAGUCUGACAUUUUUUAUUGCGUUGGAGAGUAUUUGCCUGACCUUGUAAAGGUACGAUCUACCGGUAAUUUUCCCUGUACACAAUGUGAUAAAACGUUUACGCAAAAGCAUGAACAAACUUUACAUCUAAGGAGACAUCUCAGUGUUAAACCUUUUAAGUGUACUUCAUGUGAUGAAACUUUCAUAACAAAUGCUUUGAGAAAAGAACACGAACGAGGUCACACUGGAGAAAAAGGUUUUGUAUGUGUCAUUUGUGGUAAAAGCUUUGUUAAGAAGUCUGAAUUAAAAUAUCACGAAGGCGUUCAUACUGAUACUCCGUCAACUUGUAAUAUUUGCAACAAAGAAUUUACCAAUGUCCAAUCUCUAAAGAUGCAUACUAAACGACAUAUUUUAGGUAGUAGGUACGUCUGUGAGACAUGUGGCAAAAGUUAUUAUACUAAUUCCGAACUUGCCAGGCAUGUACAGAUGCAUUCAGGCAAACGUGAAUAUCCUUGCCAUCUCUGCGAAACUUCGUUUCUUUCACGUCCAGAAUUGAAUAGACACCUACGAUAUCAUAUCGGAGAAAAAACAUUUCGAUGCAAAAUUUGCUUCAAAUCUUAUUUCGAAUCAGGUCAUUUGAAAAUACACGAAAGGGUGCAUACGGGCGAAAAGCCUUACAUCUGUACUGUUUGUAAUAAGGCUUUUGUAACCAAACCGAAAUUAGUAAGGCACCAGAAAAUUCACGCGAAAGAACAAAUUACGAAAUGUGAUAUGGAUUAUCAACAACAAAUAAUGACUGAAGGUACAUGAUUGAAAAUAAUCUCAGUAUGAAUUUUGCAUGUACAAGCAUAUAAUAUUUUCUCACUUGCCAUUCAAUCAAAAGUAUGAAAUUCAAUUUAAAUCUAAGAAGAUUGAGUUAGUAUAAUCAAGGUGGCCAUACUUCGGAAAAACCUAGAAAAUCUAGAAAAGUCGUGGAAUUUUGAGAAGGACAUGGAAUAUAAAUUGUAAUUAGAGAAAAAUAAAAAUACUAGUUUUUCUAAUUCAUGAAAAUUGAAAUCAUCCACUGAUUCCGCUGUAGGAUAUGAGGAUAAUGAAUCAUCCAAAAAUGUAACGUUUAAAGAGUUCUUCCACAAAAAUUUUGCAAAAUGAUGGAUAAUAUGUAACUUUUGUAGUAAUUUUUCACAUUUUUAUGAAGCACUGUUAGUGAAAUUUCAAGUUACAGGUGUUAGAGUUUGAUUGUGACGUCAUGAUUCAGAUUACAAAAUUAGAAAUAAUUUUGAGAAUAAAUCUGAAUACACUUCGCAAUUAAAUUUGUAUAUUCACAUAUGAUAAAAGGUACGAUUGUUGACGCACUAUGAAUAAUUCACAUUGGUACUAAUACAUUUCUAAACAUGUUUUCACACAUAGGUUUGCCUGUCUCAAUCCCUUCGUCUUGUCAAUAACUAUAGGGAUGUGAACAACUGAACUUUUUACCCCAUUGUUAGAAAAAAUCUGGAGAAGUAGUCCAUCUUAAUUAAAGAACUGAUUGCGAGUAGAAACUAUUGGAAAACCUGGAACAAGACAGAGAUAUUUUUUCUUGGUAUUCGUGGCCACCCUCCCAAUUGUGAAAGUAUGUGUGUCAUGUAUUUAUAAUUUAAUCUCAGUAUGUCACUAAUUAUUAAACCGUGAGUCGAAUAUCAUGCAAGUUUCCAAAGAUGUUGUAUAAGCGGCAUUAAUUGCUUAAUACUCAUUGUAAGUUUCAUCUGCUGGGAGUGAGAAUUAAAUUUGAAAAAUCGAGA
Molecule: messenger RNA, 3078 nt
Organism: Neodiprion fabricii
Lineage: Eukaryota; Metazoa; Arthropoda; Insecta; Hymenoptera; Diprionidae
Product: zinc finger protein 420-like
Exons: 2
Coding region: 311-2110 (599 amino acids)
Biological process (GO): regulation of transcription by RNA polymerase II
Cellular component (GO): nucleus
Molecular function (GO): zinc ion binding; DNA-binding transcription factor activity, RNA polymerase II-specific; RNA polymerase II cis-regulatory region sequence-specific DNA binding
Source: RefSeq, a predicted model, not a curated record